Siniperca chuatsi (mandarin fish) is the source of this 9521-nucleotide messenger RNA. Its product is annotated as ral guanine nucleotide dissociation stimulator-like. Gene Ontology annotation, cellular component: plasma membrane. The transcript is spliced from 18 exons. Gene Ontology annotation, molecular function: guanyl-nucleotide exchange factor activity. Gene Ontology annotation, biological process: positive regulation of GTPase activity; Ras protein signal transduction. The coding region runs from base 794 to 3376 and encodes 860 amino acids. Lineage: Eukaryota; Metazoa; Chordata; Actinopteri; Centrarchiformes; Sinipercidae. The record is from RefSeq and is a predicted model, not a curated record.
UAUACCAAAAAGGGAAAAUCGAAAAAUAAAUAAAUUAAAACUCAAAAGAAAUUCAAUAAAUUGAAAUGAUUUAUUUAUAGGGAGUAAACCAAAUACAUUAAGGAUGAAUAUGAUGUUUUUAUUGCAACAAAAUAACAUUUUCUCAAUUAAGAUAAGACUUGAUUGCUCCCCAAAGGGCAAAUUCACAUGUUAAAACAGUACAAGAAACACUAAAGAAGUCGAAAACACAUUAUAAACAACAGAACAAUAAAGGAAUAAACAUAAAAAAAACUACAUACAUUAUAUAUUGCAGUACUUUGCUUAUAUACCCUACAUGAUUUGUGCAUUAUGCAAACAUUUGUGCAGUUAAGUGAAUGUAGCAUACAUAACAUUUUACAGAUUUAUUUUAUAAUAAUUAUGUAAUUAUUUUAUUUUAUAUUAUAACAUUUUCUAAUAAUAAUAACAGACCGUUAGUUAUGGACUGCUGGGAUGAUCUAACAAGCGUGGAAUAAUGUUAAAUCCAUGUUUUCUCAGAAUUAAUAUUAACGGUAACGGCAAUCCUCCGGUACAGCCGUGGUCUCUGAUAUUCCGACGGCAGUGAAGGCAGCACAGGCCUGGGGGCGGGGUUUAGAAAAGCCCCUGUGUGAGUCACGAUUCCCCUAAACGCAACAGACAGCAGCGGUGAUCCAACACAACCGCUGUACCACAGACAGCAGCACCGACUCGCUGCUUUAAAAACACUAUAAACAGUAAAAGUAAAAUAAAAAAUGUCGCUACCGUCGCUGUGACUGAACCCUCGGCUCCGCGGGCAUCCAUGGUCUAUUUCCCGGGGAUGCAAACCGAGGCGCACAGCGUCAAGCCGGGUAAGCUGGUCGAGAUGUUUGACUCGUCUUGGAGGGUGCGGAAUAUUUGGGACGGGGUGAGGAUGGAGGUGGUGGAGGACCGCAGCCCGGUGGUCCUGCACAGCUUCACACAUCUGGACCCGGACCUGCCGCUGAUGGAGAGCUCGACGCAGGAGAUCGGCGAGGAGGCCGAAGACGACGCCAUCUUCACCAUCACGCUGAGGAAGGUGCAGCUUCACCAGUCGGCCAGUAAGGGGCAGCGAUGGCUGGGCGUGGAGACGGACUCAGCCCUGAGCCUCUACGAGACCUGCAAGGUGCGGACGAUCAAGGCCGGCACCCUGGAGAGGCUGGUGGAGUACAUGGUGUCAGCGUUCAGAGGCAAAGACUCCACCUACGUCACCAUCUUCCUCUGCACCUACCGCUCCUUCGCCACCACCAAGCAGGUGCUGGAUCUCCUGCUCCACAGGUAUGCCAAGCUCCAGAAUGUCCCUGCAGCCACAGCGCACAGAGUCUCGCAGGACGACUGCACAGAGCUGAGAAACACUGUUUCGUCCAUCCUGGGCGCGUGGCUGGACCAGUACUCUGAGGACUUCUGGACCCCUCCGAACUACGACUGUCUGCACCAGCUUCUGUCCUACCUUCACCGCCACUUCCCCGGCUCGGACCUGGAGCGCCGUGCCCGCAACCUGCUGGCCCACUUCCACCGCCGACAGCAGUGUGAGCCUGAUCCUGAUGGGGAACACAUCGGCUGCCCUUUUGCUACGCAGGAAGAGAGUGGCUUUGAGGACGAGCUUCCUGGUUUUAGUUUCCUGUCGUUUGACCCCAUCAUGGUGGCAGAGCAGUUCACGCUCAUGGACGCGGAUCUGUUUAAGAAGGUGGUGCCCUACCACUGCCUGGGGGGGAUCUGGUCUCAGCGGGAUAAGAAGGGGAAGGAGCACCUGGCUCCCACCAUCAGAGCCACUGUGGCCCAGUUCAACUCCGUCACCAACUGUGUCAUCACCACCUGCCUGAGCAACCCGACGCUGAAGCCCAACCAGAGAGCCAGGCUGCUGGAGAGGUGGAUAGACGUGGCUCGGGAGUGUCGGAUCCUGAAGAACUUCUCCUCGUUGCGAGCCAUCCUCUCCGCCCUGCAGUGCAACGCCAUCCACCGCCUGAAGAGGACGUGGGAGGAAUUGUCACGGGAGAGUUUCCGCACUUUCCGCGAGUUGUCCGAGAUCUUCUCAGACGACAACAACUACUCCCUCAGCCGAGAGCUGCUGGUGAAGGAGGGCACCUCCAAGUUCGCCACUUUGGAAAUCAACCCCAAACGAGCUCAGAGGAGACACCAGCAGCAGAGAGACCUGGGAGUGAUGCAGGGGACGAUUCCUUACCUAGGGACCUUCCUGACGGACCUGGUGAUGAUGGACACUGCCAUGAAGGAUUACACUGAGGGUGGUCUGAUCAACUUCGAGAAGAGGAGAAAGGAGUUUGAGGUGAUUGCUCAGAUCAAACUGCUCCAGUUGGCCUCCAACAACUACAGUUUCACUCAGGACAGCCACUUCAGAGAGUGGUUCGCAGGCGUGGAGAAACUCAGCGAGGCAGAGAGCUACAAUCUGUCCUGUGAGAUCGAGCCUCUGUCGGAGUCGGCCAGCAACACGCUCCGAGCCAAGAAGAACGGAGGAAUCAUGAAACGCUGGAGCGACCGGCAGUUGACGGAGGCCGGCUGCAGCAGCGCCCCAGGAUCUCAUUCCAAGUCGUUCGACCACUCGCACUACAGACCGUACCAAGGAGGCGGGGGGGACAGCGGCGACGCCCUCAGCGUCACCUCUGUCAGCUCCAGUGGUUCAGACCUGGAGGACGUGAACGCCAGCUUCCUGUCCGAUUCUCCGGAGGGACAUGAGAGAAAAGUAAGAAGGAAAGACGGGAUAGAGAAGUCACUGCAAACAUUUACCAGUAUAAAGACGUCGACUCCUUCAGUGAAACUCACCGUCUCUGCUUUGGGGAGAGAAGCUCCAGCAGCAGAUACAACAUCAACGUUCUGGGAGUGUACGUCUCUGUCGUCUCUGGACACCUCCGGUUCGGCCUCCGGCUCCAGCAGCGCCUCCUCCUCCUCCGUCUCCUGCUCCACCCCGCUGUCAGCCUCCCGCUCACACAAACGCUCGGUGUCUGCGGUGUCGAACUACUCGACUCUGUCGCUGCCGCUGUACAACCAGCAGGUGGACGACUGCUGCAUCAUCAGGGUCAGCCUGGACGUGGAGAACGGCAACAUGUACAAGAGCAUCCUGGUGACGAGUCAAGACAAGACUCCGGCCGUCAUCAGGAAAGCCAUGAUCAAACACAACCUGGAGCGAGAGAAGACCGAGGACUACGAGCUGAUGCAGAAAAUCUCUGAGGACAAAGAGCUUCGGAUCCCGGACAAUGCCAACGUUUUCUACGCCAUGAACUCCACUGCCAACUACGACUUUGUGCUGAAGAAGCGCGGCUUGGCCCGGCCGGUGCGGGCCAAGAACGUGGCCAGUUCGACGCUGCCUCGCAUGAAACAGAAGGGACUGAAAAUCGCUAAAGGGAUUUUCUGAGGAGAAACGCACCACUUCCUGCCUCCCCUCCACCCCCUGAACCCUCUCUGGUCUCCACUCCUCCUCAGAAGAAACAUUUCUGUUCGGGUCUGUUGGAGGCAAACUAACCUGAAGUAUCUGAGUUUUGGUUUGGACAAAGACUGAGACGCCAGAGGAGCAACCUUUCUGUGGAUUAGCAGAAAGCAGAGGAGUACCUUAGCACUUAGUAACAGCUGUCGUGUCAUCAGGACCCUCCGAGGACGUUAAAAGACCGAGUUUGACGCAGGAAACGCCCACUGGUGAAGAAGUUCGUUUGUGGGGAAAAAACAAACAGCUGCGUUGGAGUCGGGCGCCGCUGCUCGGUGGCUGAACUAGUCGAACUCUGUACCAGCCUCCACUCGGCGUGAAACUUCACCUAACUGGUUGUGUCAGCUUGUGGAGAAGCAGAUCCAUUUCAUUUCCUGGUCUUACUUUUUGUUUACAACUGUUUACACCUUAACAUCACUCGGUCAGCUCUUAAACAUUUUUGUUCAAGCCUCUUGUUCGCGAGAUUUUUUUUGCACCUUCGAUAAAACAAUUUUUUAAAACCCCGGCGUCCCUCGGCAGCCUUCCUUUUUUCUUCUGCAUUUUACUUUUCAGUCUUCAUGCACGCCCCCUCCUUCAUGGAGUGUACAUUAACGAACAAUACGAAGCCGCAGCGAGUAAACACAGACGUGUGUAACAGCUGGGGGUUCGAAUGUGUUUCUAUUUCUUCAGGGAACUUUUGUUGUGAGUGUACCGCCGCCUUUACCGUCUCGCCCCGGGGUUCCUGAUGUCGACAGUGUGUCUAAGACUGCAGCACUGAACCUUUCGCCCUCCGCUCUUGGUCGCUGGGACUCAUUUCAGCAUUUUAACACCAGCGACGCUGACAUGGAGGGAUCUGAACUAUUUUCACUUCUGAACGCUGCCAUGUUGGAAAAAAACAAAAGGUCAAGUAGUCUAAAAAUGGAGACACGGUGUCAAAAUCCAGUGGGCGCAGCCAUGAAUCACAUGCCACUGUUGUCUUUUCUUUUUUUUUUUUAUUAUUAAUGAAUCGUAACCACUACACCGUGAAGGAUGUGGCAGUCCUUCGAUCGCACUUGACCGGGACAGAAAACGUUCCUGAAAGAAGAACAAGUGAGCUGAAAACAAACAAACAAAAAAAAAACAGUGUAUAUAUCAAUUAACACCAACUGUGCAGUAUAUUCUUUUGAAACGGACCAUGAGAUUUUGUUAAUAGACUCGUCACAAUAUCAACACUUAUUUUCAUUUUGCUUUGUACAUUUUUUUUUCGCAUCUCUCUGCUCUGAUAUGGUGCUGCUAAUUAUCCUUCUGAAGAUGUCAUUCGAGCCGCACUUCACUGCUUUCUUUACUUCCUGACCGCCGGCCGCCAUGUUGGAAGACAGCAGAAACGUCUCUUCUUACCUGCUGAGGGAGACGUUUUAAUGUCAUGUUUGCUGUUCGCAGAAGACUAUUGUUUAAUCUUUCAAACAGUCGACCGUAUGGAAGCCCAUUUCUGCCAGGAAAAAAAAACAUUUUUGAAAUACCAUGAAUAAGGGUGACACUGCCGAAUAUUUUGUUAUUGAUUGAUAAUUUAUAAUCAGAUAUAAUCAAUUAAUGUCAGAAAACAGUGAAAAGUGCCUGUUACAUUUCUCUUACGCCCAAGUUAAUGUCUUCAAUUAGCUUGUUUUGCAGCAAAUGUUGUUCAUUUGAAGCAGUAAUAAGGGAUCUUUGGUAUUUUUUUGCGAGAAAGAUUACUUUAAACGAUUAUCAAAAUAGUUGCCGAUGAAUUUUUGCUGAUCGAUUAGUCAACCAAUUGUUUUAGGUCUAUCCAUGAGUAUUUUUAUCAUUCCUAAUUUUUCUUCAAAUGUUUUCUUUUUCUGGCAUGAAUGGGCUUCCAUACCUUCUAAGACACUAAAAGCUGACUUUAAGGUAUUUCAGUGAAAGCUGUCAUUAUUUUAUAUUAAUAAUCAAAAACAAGAUAUUCUUGUCAGAUUCUGCAGUAGUUACUUUCUGGCUACAACAGAAUGGUCAAAAAUGUAAACUACAUAAAAUCAUCAAAACAAUAUUCAACAUUUUUCUGGCUGUGUAACAAUAUUCAAAUUUUUCUGAUAUUUUGGUUUAACCCUGGACCCUAACAUUGCAUGGGAAGAAGCGAUAGACUCUGGUUUAGUGGUUUAGUUCUUCCAACAUGGCGAAUCACCCUUCACAUCCAUUAGUAACCACUUUCCAAAUGUGCCAUGACAGGCUUGUGUGCUGUAGACGCACCCUUCGAAUCCAGUUGAUUUAUCCUGCAGGACGUUUUCUUGCGGUGUCAGCUGUGGUUUUACGUGCCGGUGAUGACAACAGAGUCUUUCCGCUGUGGGCUCUCUCUUAUAGAAAGUGUGGAAAAGAUGGAUUUUGAUUAUUUCCACAUGUGGGAAACUGGUCAAAGUGCAGAAAAGCUCCUUGAAUCGGGCCGUAAAGUGUGUUAAAGGUUGUUCGUAGGAGCCCAGAUGAACGAUGGUGAUGCUGCCAAACUGCACGUGAGGGAACUGACUCUUCUCUCUCCUCUCUGUGCUGUAAAUGAUCUGUUUCUUUAAAAGGAAAAAUCCAACCUAAAACACUUUAUCACUGUUACAAAAAAGCUAGUUUUUCAGAUCCAUUUCUGGGGUCCAUAUUUCUUUUAUUCCCAUGCAUGCGAAGUUACAUUUCUAACAUUUUUAAAAGGCUUCUUUUCUGGAUUCUGCAUUUUCUCUCUGUUUGCACACCGUUAGCGAAGCCCAACCCCCGUAGUUGCUGUUUCUGCACCUGUCAAGCUCUCCAUUCUCACAAGGCACAUAUGCAGUUUACAGUGACAACGGUGGCAGAUUUACCAUCAAAGUUCUUAGUAUUUUCUGAAACAAAUGGGUCCUUGAUUUCAGACAAAAGUAGAUAAAAGCUGCUUCUCAUUUCUGGCCGGCGGCCUGUAAUUUUGCCGGCUGAAAUACCAGCUGUCGCUAACAGAUUUAGUCAGCUGUAGCUAGCUAGCUAAUGAAGCUAAUGUUGGCUUCAUGAGUUUGUUGAAAACACCUCCGGCUGACUUUUUUUUAUGUUUCCAGUUUGUUUAAAACGAGAACCCUUUAAAUGGGGUCUUAAAUAUGCACUUAUGCUACGUACAUGAUAUCAUGCUAAAGCUAACAGGUUUGAGGGAAAAAGUCAACAUCCUCACCAGUUGAUGAUCCAUGCAAAAGACAUGGAAAUAAAGAAACAGCAUUUUUUCUUGUAUUGAAGGGUAGAGUUAUUAGUCAUGGUAUUGUAAGUAUGAUAAGGCAAAAUGUAAUGUAACGCCGAUCCCAGUUUGGCUGCUUAGCUUACGUACUAUCUCGGAUAACAUAGGCUGGGGUUGCUGGAGUGUAAACUCUCCCAAAUCCACUAAAAAGCAGGACAGAGCGGCUAACGUUAGCCUAAACUCUGAUAGCAUCCGGGACCGGCUUCCACACACAGUGGGGGAAAUACUACAAAGUAGAUGUGCUAGUCAUGAACAGGACCUUUUUUUUUUUAACAUAACCUGUAAUGAUGUGCUCCUUGGCCCUGAAAGUAACACUUGGUUACUACUGUUGGUUGUGAGCUAGUUAGCCUGACAUGCUAACGUUUGUGGCUUAUGGUAGAGCAAACAAAACACACUGUUUAAUGCAUUUCUUACGCUUUUGCUUUUGUGUUUUGGAAAGGCUACCACACUUUUAAACUCUUUCAGAAUUCAGAGUAUCGCUGUCACUACGACUCCACGCUAACCGCUUCAACACGUGGAGAAAUCCCAUUUUCAAACCCCUUCUGUUGUGCUGUCGCAUAGCAUCCUGGGAAAUGUAGGAAAUCACUAAGGCAAAAUGAGUUCACCAAAAAACACUUCAUGACUGAAUAUCAAAGGUUGGAUUUUUCCUGAGUUGUUCAUAUCACCUGCAACAAAACACUAAAUUCGCCUGGAUUGCACUGCAACCAUGUAUUGCCUUUUUUUUGUUAUUUUCACCUGCAUGAAGUUCAUAAUUCUCUUAACGAUCAAAUGAAUGAAACGCCCAAAAAAAAAAAAAAAGAAGAAGAAGAAGAAGAAACCUGCGAAAGCAAUAUGGUGACGAGCGGCAGGAGGCACGUCGUGGAUGUUGUUCGUGCCACUGUGGCGUGAAAUCCUUCGCUGUUCAACACUGUGACCUUUAACCCUUUCACUCUGCCCUCUCUGCCUGUUGAUCAGCGCGUCAUGUCGAGCACUGUGAACAAACCCCCCCCCUCGUCUUGUUCGCCCUUAAUGGCGUCGUAGUGAACAUCCGCCCUUUGCUCAUCUUGUUGGCAAGCGGCGAAGGCAACGGGCUUGACCCUACAUGUGCCAAAAAUAACAAAGAAAGUGAGAAAAAGGUUACUUUUAACAGAUGUCUCCUCUGCCUUUCACAGUGAAAAAAAAAUCUAGUUUGUAUGUUUACUGUUGUCGCAUUUUUCUGGAAAACAAAAAAAAGGGUGAGAACAAAACAUUUGUCUGGACCCAUUUCCCUGUGGAGAAUUAGACUGUCGUCCAAGAGACUUGAAGCAAAGAUGCUGCAGAUGAAGCUGUUGUAGAAACCCCACUUUCAUGAAUUUAUCCUCCUAUUUUUCACGUUUUAAUGUCUUUCGGGAUAAAAACAGCUGCGAAAUUUCAAAUAUUCCAAACUCUCUGCCAUCAAAAUCAGCAGUUUUUAACCAUAAACCAGGUUUUUAUUCCAACCAAACUCUACAUCUGAGGUGCGUUCACUGAAAAAAUGUAGCAGCAAAUCUCUGGUUGAAUUGUGAGUACGAGUGGUCGACAGUGUCAUGAGUUUCUGAUCCUGCACACCUCAACAAGAAGACUUUAUGGUGUGUAAGAACUUUGUUAAAAUUGUUAACCGAUUGAAUAUUACUGUAUAUAUUUCCUCCCACUGGUGCUCAACAUUUAACAUCAGACUUUGAGAUAUUUUUUUCUGGUUUUUGAGGCCAAAUUUCAGGGAUGAAAACCGCUUAAAACCCACUACAUCUGUGGUGAAAACCCUGCAGAGCAGUGGUACAAACUUUAAGAGUGUUACAAACGUUCAUCAACGCAGUGUAGUGAUAUAUUAGAUAUAUGUACUUUCAGUGAUAUUCCUCCUCCAUUCUUUCAUAGCAACUUGUUUGCGACAGGACCUUCAAUGCACCGCGGUGCCUGUGAAAAAGUGUUUUCGUAUCUCCUACUUGAUGUCACAAACAGACUAUAAGAGUCAGUUAACUGCAGCUGAUCCACGAGCAGUCGAAACUGAGCAGUAUCUGUUGCACUCCUCUUAAAGCUGAUUUACAGAUUCCUAAAAAAAAAAAAGACAAAUUUACUAUUUAUUAAAACUCUUUUAAAAACAGCUCACAAAUAUAUAGUUUAAUUCCUUUUUUUAAAGGUCUCAAUAAUUUCCUAAAACAGCUGGUCACUUUUCCAAACAUACCUUGAACGCAGCGUCACUUCCUUCUCUGUGGCGUUUGGUUGGAUUAAAAACUUUCGUAUUAUCUGGCCGUUCAUUAAAAACAAACCAUGCCUGGUCCCGGUUCCAGUGAUUCCUCGUUUUCCCGGUUGAACACAGUAACGGCAGCGUUUCUGCAGCAGCUUCGUCUCUACUUUGAAGUGUGUUUGCGUUCUCUGAGAACGUAGACAUUGUGCACACGAGUGGAACUUUAAAUUAAUUUCCGGACCCGGCGAGCGUCUUAUGUGCUGAUGAGGUUGACGUUGGACCGGUUUGUGUGUCGUCGUAGCCCGUGUUGACAAUGACGUUGUGAUUUGACCUGAUUCUGUGCGAGUUUGAACAAAAAAAGGCUGCGUUUACAAAAAAAAAAUACUAAAAACUGGAAACCAGCUGGCGUGGUGUGUGUGUUUUUAUUUCUAUUUUUAUUUUGUUGUUGUUUUGUUCCCCUGAACUGUGCUCGGGUGCCAUUUUCCAUUUUAACAAAAGGAUUUCAGAACUUUUUCUAACUGCAGUCUCUUCUUUGUUUUACUUUUCCCAAGAACACAAAACCUACGUAGAAAUACAAAACUGCCCUUGGUUAUGUUUUUGUUUAUUUAUUGAUUUGUAUAUAGAGAUUUUGUUUUGCAUUGUACAUUCUCUCCUUUCUUGGUUAUAGAUUAAUAUAUUCAUGUAUAUACGAAUAAACAUUAAGUUUAUAAAAGUAAAAA